Molecule: messenger RNA, 980 nt
Organism: Prorocentrum cordatum
Lineage: Eukaryota; Dinophyceae; Prorocentrales; Prorocentraceae
Source: the annotation of a GenBank genome assembly
GGCGGUCGCACCAAAGUGCUUCCAUGCAGGUGUGUGUCCAGAGCAGCAGCAGGAACAGCAGCAGCAGCGGCCCCCCGUGGUCCCGUGCCACUCCCCCCAGGCGAACAGCAGCGUCGCCAGGGGGGUGCUCGACCGCUGGCCCGCCCUCGGCCAGCUCUGUACCGCCGCCAGGGCCGCGCAGCGGCAGGGUGCCCCUGCCGCCGCACCCGCCCCCGCCGGCCGCCGCCCCGACGCUGGCGCAGCGGCCUACGCCCGGAAGAGGGCGCGACGAGCUGGCCGCCCCGACGCUGCCGCCGGCGAGGAUGGCGCGGAGAUGGCGGCGGAGGAGGCGCAUCUGACCGCGGCGGACCACGGAGAAAACGGGGCCGGGGACUGCGCGGGGGAGCCCGACUCGGACAGCGGAGUGGCGCAGGAAGAGUUUCGGGAGAGCGCGGAGGUGCCAGAGGCGCCGCAGGACGAGUUCCAAGAGGGUGAAGAGGUACCCGAGGCGACCGUCGACGAGUAUCCAAAAUUGUCCGGGGGCGAGACGUCCGACGACGGUGUCGCAGACUCGCAGCCGCGGCGGAGGGAGGUGACAAGGCUGGAGCGCGACGCGCCGUUGUGGAUACGACUGCAGGGUGUCGAACCGGAUACCAUGCCCGGCGAGCUGGAGGGCCUGCCGGUGGAGGCGUUGGUGCUGAGCUCGGCGGGCGGCAGCAGGCCUUUCUAUAUGGGUGCCGACGAGGCGUUGGCGGAUCUGGCCGGGGAGUGCAUCGAAGAGGUCGAGUACUUCGACGACAACGACUGGAGCCGCUUCCCAGCGGUCGGGGCGGCUCUGAGGGAUUUGGCCAGCGCCGAGGAGUGUUUCCACGUGGCGUCGUGCAAGUCCCUGGGCGUGUGGGCCGUCGGCGUCGGGAUGAAACUGCACCACCGGGCGCGCGCCGCCAGGGUGGCGCUGGCGGCAUCCCUGGCGAUCCGCAUGGAGGACCCCUGUGGCGGAU